Molecule: messenger RNA, 834 nt
Organism: Salvia hispanica
Lineage: Eukaryota; Viridiplantae; Streptophyta; Magnoliopsida; Lamiales; Lamiaceae
Source: RefSeq, a predicted model, not a curated record
AUGCCUCCUCGUUCGGAUGCUCAAAGAGCAAUCGAAGCUCAAAUUGUCAGAAUGUUAGAAGAGGCGAUACCCGCAAUCCAAGAGGAAAUCAACAACGAGGUUGCUCGCUACCAAGCUGGUGUUCAAGCGUGGAACGAACAACACGUCCGCGUACCACGGACUCGAAUGUAUAUCCACCGAGACCGUGAACAAGCUCAUUUGAGGCUUUUCACAUAUUAUUUCUCUAGAUAUCCUCGAUGGAGUGAUCAAAUGUUCUGUUGUCGGUUCCGGAUGCAAAGGCCUUUAUUCCUGCGCAUCGUCUACGCAAUUGAAGCUCGUGACUCGUAUUUCAUGCAAACCACCGAUGUCGUUGCCCGGCAAAGUGUAUCGACUUUGCAGAAAUACACAUCUGCCAUACGUCAACUCACUUACGGAACUAGUGCAGAUAUGUUCGAUGAGUAUCUCCAUGUAAGCAAGCAUACUAGACGAGAUUGUCUAGCUAAAUUCUGUCGGGCAUUAAUCGAAGCAUUCAAGGAUACAUACUUCAGAAAGCCAACGACUGACGACCCCCAAAGGUUGGUGAACAUGCACGAGCGAGGACAUGGCUUCCCGGGGAUACUAGGAAGCAUUGACUGUAUGCACAUGCAGUGGAAGAAUUGUCCAACAGCUUGGAGAGGACAAUACACUAACGGGCAUAUGGGCACGCAUCCGACGAUAGUGUUAGAGGCCGUUGUCGACCAACGAUUGUGGAUCUGGCAUGCCUACUUUGGUGUCGCUGGUCGAACAAUACCUCAAUGUGUUGAACGAGUCUCCAUUGUUCAACAAUUGUGUGUCGGGCGAGCGUCGAAUGUAUAG